AUGCCAAUUUUGCCUGUUUUUCCCAGUCCUAGUGAGAUUUCAAUGAUGCAAAUUAGAGACGUUUUUAACCAUCCAAUAGGUUCAAAGCACAAAGCAGAAGUAAAUAAACGUUCACUUUCUGUUGAAGAAGGGGAUCAUUUGACUUUGUUAAAUAUUUUUGAUUUAUUUAUUGAGAAUGGACGUUCCCAAAAUUGGUGUCAACAAAAUUUUUUAAAUUACAAGGCUUUGUGUAGAGCUGAAUUUAUUAGACAACAAUUUAUUGGAUUUUUAAAGAAUGCUAAUUUAAAAAUAAAUUCUUGUAAAGGGACGAUAGGAGAAACAGCAAAAAUCCGUCGAGCACUUUUGAGUGGAUUCUUCUCACAGGUUGCUUAUUACGAUCAUAGAGGUUUAUAUGUAACACUAAAGGGUGAACAUGCAUUUAAAAUAUAUAAAGGAUCUGUGUUGAUGUAUAGAAAAGAAUAUCCAAAAUGGGUUCUCUUUACUGAUGUAAUGCAAAGUUCAAUAAAAGAUUUGAGUGAAAUUGAUCCAAAAUGGCUUGAACAAAUAGCCCCACAUUAUUAUGAAUUUGGAUCGGAUUUGCAAGGAACAAAAAGAAGAAAAAUUGACGAUAAUAAUUUUGCAGAAGGAAGAAUGGCUAAUUUAAAUUGA
Meloidogyne enterolobii is the source of this 648-nucleotide messenger RNA. The record is from the annotation of a GenBank genome assembly. NCBI's taxonomy places the organism in Eukaryota, Metazoa, Nematoda, Chromadorea, Rhabditida, Meloidogynidae.